Brassica napus (rape) is the source of this 8100-nucleotide messenger RNA. RefSeq lists its product as uncharacterized. NCBI's taxonomy places the organism in Eukaryota, Viridiplantae, Streptophyta, Magnoliopsida, Brassicales, Brassicaceae. The coding region runs from base 6738 to 7856 and encodes 372 amino acids. The record is from RefSeq and is a predicted model, not a curated record. The transcript has 7 exons.
UGAAAGCUUAGUUUAUUCUAAAUUUCGCUCUGCCUCGGCGUGAUCCAACAGUAGCAUCGUAAUUUUGGGUAAAGCUAUUGGGAUUAGGGAUAUGGUACCUAUCUUUCAAGGUUGGGAUAUCUACGAAGUUUACUUGUUGUUCUAAUUCAGAAAGGGUAUCAUCGUCAAUUUGGUAAAUCCCAAAUUGGUUUUGUCCCGCUAGAACAGAAUGAAGCGAAUCUAGAGAUUCUUUGAUUUUUGCAAAAGGUGGCCCAUCCAUCGAGUCAACUCUCCUUCCUCGCUCUACGUCCAUCAUUUCGUAGGAUCUACCUGUAGCUACAUUCUUUAUCAAACGCUUUGUAUUUUCAGGGUUCCUGGUACUGAAGCUCCCUUCACUGGCUGUAUCAAGCGUGAUUUGGUAGUGCAAGUUAAUACCUCCGUAAAAGGUAUUAAUGAGUUGUGGUUUUGAAUAACCAUGGUGGGGACAUUCAAGUUGAUAGCUCUUGAAUCUCUCCCAUGCGUUUCUGAAUGAUUCCCGUGGACCUUGACGGAAUGUGGAGAUUUUCUUCCUUACAUCCCAGUAACACGCCUCAUCGAAGAAUUGAUUAAUGAAGGUAUUCCUCAUCUCCUUCCAGCAGGUUAGAGAACCCGUAGGUAGUUGGUCUAGCCAUUUUCUGGCAUCGCCUUCUAAGAAGAAUGGAAAGAUUUUACAGCGAUUGUACUCGUCAUCCAUCAUAUCUUCUAAGUAUUCGAUGUGAUCGUGUGGGUGUUCUGUGACGGUUCCACGGAAAGGGUUUUGACGUACCAAGACUAAGUAUUCGAGGCUGACCCCGGAUUUCUUGGUACCAUCUUUUGGUAAUUUAAUGGCGGACCUAUUGGAAUAGGUCCUCCCAGGGUUUAAGUAGUCUUGCAGAGGUAAUUUUAUUUCAUGAUCUCGUUUUGAGAUCAAAUUAAUUUUAACAGGGAUUGCAGUCCCCUGUUCAUUCAUGAUUGAGUUAAUUACAUUGCUUAGUUUACCUUUAGGUUCUCCUAGGACUACUCCCUCAUUAGUAUUAUAGGUAAGAGAAAACUUACCUGCUUCCGGCAGGGUGUCGAUCGAUGUUUGAUGUGCGCCGUCGAUCGAUUUUGCCGUCGACUUGUUGCUCGAUGUUGUUGUUGUUUCGUUGAUCGAUAUCCGUCCGAAAUUCAUAUCUUCCAUCUUUAAGUUACUGUGUCGGCAGGAAAAGAGGGAAGACUUUUAGCAAAUUUAGUAACAAAAUCUAGACUGAAUUCUAAACGUAAUAUAAUGGUAAUAAGAAAGAGUCCCAGGCAACGGCGCCAAAUUUGAUAUCACUCAAAUUACCCUAAGGAGUGAAUUACUCUCUCAAAUAAGAGGUUCAGAUGUAGUACUUAGGGAUCAAAUCAACAGAGACUCUAGGAUUACACAAUAGAUUAUGGUCUUGAAAUAAAUCUAGAUUAAUUGGUUUAUAAGUUUUAAAGCAGAAAAUGGAUUUGUGAGCAAGUUUAUUGCUCGAUUGAUUUGUUUUGAGGUUGUUAACAGUUGGGAGAAUAGCUAGAUUCAUGUAUAUUCUCAGGUACGACAAGUAAAACUUAAAUUGGGUUUUUAGGGUUUAUUGAUAUUAAUUGUUCUUGAAUUCAAAAUAAGAUAUAAUCAAUCUGAUUAUCUAAUCUAGAUCUCGGAUUUCAAUUCUCGUAUGUCAAUCACGAGAAAGUGUCAAUCGAUGAUUCAUUACAAAUAUCAAUCGAUACACCUUUCAAAAUAUUGAUCGACAGGGCUAUCGCUGCGUCGAUCGAUGCUUCUUCCAGAAAGCUUUACGGACAGGUUUAAUUUAUAUUCUCUAACUCACUAGAUCAACUCUCGUCUGUAUCUAGUCAGUUAGAUCAUACUAGUUUAUUUUCAGGUAUUGAGUCAAGCAAUGACUUGAUCUCAAUUAAUCCUAAGAUCUAAGUUUAAAUGGUGAUCAAUCCUAAACUUAUGAAGAACUAUAUUUUUAAACACCCUAACAAUUGUUUGUAUCAGUAAUACAUUUAUCAACCUAUUGAGAAACCUAAAUCUAACAGUAAGGACUACUCAGACAUAUUCAUGAAAUACAUAGUUAUGAUGGUCUGAGUAAUACUUAAAUAAAAUAAACAAUAAAAGUAAGCAACAAAAUAAGUGAAAGCAAGGGAGUUCAAGAUCUUCUUUGUUUUGCAGUAUUGAUCUAUCUCUCUAAUCCUAAACUCUCUCCUUUCAAUGGUGGCUUCUUGCUUCUUCCAAAUUAGGUCUAAAAGGUCUCUAGGCAAGUCUGCCUCUAAAAUGAUACAAAACACUAAUAAAUAGCCUAACAGGCGGCCAGGGACUUAAGAUGUAAUUAUUGAAACUUUUGUGAGACUUGAAACUUCUAAUUUGUCAUUAACUCUCGUGUGGCUUCGUCGUCGAUCAAUGAGAAGAGCUCAACAUCGAUCGAUAUUUGUUGGUAACCGUCGGUCGAUAUUUCUUGGUAACCGUCGACCAUCUCCUAUUUCCAGCAAAGCUCAAAAGAUCUCCAAAUAGCUCCAAAUACAUCAUUUUCUUCCAGUUAGUACCUGAACCUGUAAUUACUCUAAAUAGACACUAUAUAAUAGUAAAUAUAUCUUAAAACACGUAUAAACCAUGGCUAAUAAUGGGUAAAAUCCAUGGCCUAUCAAAUGCCUAGAUGAUUUUGCUUCUUGGUCUGGUCUCCACAUGAAUACAACCAAAACUGACAUGUUCACCUCUGGAGUUGCCAAUCUGAAACAGCAGUAAUCAAUAGCUACGGUUUCCCCUCCGGUCAAUUCCCAAUUAGAUACCUUGUCCUACCGCUCAUAGCCAGAAAGCUCAAAAUCUCAGAGUAUGCUCCACUGAUGACCAAGAUCACCGCGCGCUUCUAGUCGUGGUCAGCAAAGCUCAUGUCCUUUGCGGGCAGAUUGCAUCUCCUCAAGACUGUCAUCUUUGGCACAGUCAACUCUGGAUCUUAGCUUUCAUUCUUCCUAAGGGCUGUAUCGAGAACAUUGAAUCGUUAUGCUCCCGGUUCUUGUGGUCAGGAAGUAUAGAAAAUUCAAAAAUUGCUUGGACUACUGUCUGUCUCCCAAAGGAAGAAGGUGGUCUCGGCCUUAGAAGCUUCUCGACAUGGAACCAGGUGCUAUGCUUAAAGUUUAUAUGGACCUUAUUAUCUAAAUCUCCCUCGCUGUGGGUAGACUGGCAUUGGAGCGCUCACCUGAAUGGCCAGUCCUUUUGGAACAUUACAGCUUCAGCUACAGACUCUUUAGCCUGGAGGAAACUACUUGACCUGAGACCGCUCACCCUUCAAUUCAUCAGAACUCGCCUUGGUAACGGACUCGCGACCAGUUUCUGGUAUGAUGUAUGGACUCCAGUGGGCCAGCUCAUAACGCACAUUGGUCCUUCGGGACCUAGAUCCCCUCAAGUCAGGAAGCAAGCUGUAGUGGCAGACGCUAUCAGAAACUCGGUUUGGUCUCUACCACACCCUAGAUCACAACAGGAAGUUGAUUUACAUGCUCACCUUACAACGAUUAACCUUCCCUUAGAUGUUGAUGUUAUUGAUGAAUAUGAAUGGGUUGCUGGUAAUUCCCCUAUACGUGUUUUCAGGUCAUCCACAACCUGGGAAGUGCUUAGACCGCGCAAUGAUAUCCAAGAUUGGGUCGAUGUGGUUUGGUUUAAAGGAGCCAUUCCUAAGCACAGCUUCACAACACUACAAAAAAAGUUGCUAUUCAUAGCACAUUGUUAUAGCACGUUUCACUGAACUGCUGUCGUUGAUGAGUGAAUUUUUUUUCUAGUAUAGGUUAGCAUUAUAUAAAUGCUAUGAUAGAGUUUUUCUAAGCGGGAAGCUAAAAUUAGCUUUUCCACGAAACACUUAGUAAAAAAUAGCUAAUAUUUUCUGUUUUCCCUCUCUCUAAUCGGGGUUCCCUCUCUUCUCUCUCAUUUUCCCCCUUUCUCGACAAAACUCUAAGAGAAAUCAAUCUGGAUUCUCCAUCUCCUUCUCUAUCGUUCUCUCUCUAUUUCCAUCUCUGUCUCGAUUCUCCAUCUCUGGUUCUCCAUCUCCGCCUCGAUUCUCCAUCUCCGCAUCGAUUAUCCAUCUCUGAUUCUCCAUCUCCUCCUCGAUUCUCCAUCUCCCCCUCGAUUCUCCAUCACUCUCCUUCAUCGCCGCUUCUCCCAGCUCCGAUUCAACUCCUGUUCUACAUCUCUUAGGUAUAGGAAGUCACAAUUUCGAUAUCUCUGUCAGUGUUAAGCUGAAAUCGAAGUUUUAUUUUUUUGCUUUAAUUUCUUGGUUGCUUUGAUAUGUUGGUUGCUUUGAUUUCCUGUUUUAUUCCAGUUAUCUUUUUAUUUGGUUGGUAUCGUUUCAUGCUCUGAAUAUUUUUGCUAUAUCAUUACAUCCUCUGACUCUUAUGUGUUAUGUUAUAAGUUCGUUUUGUUACAAAAGGUUUCAACUUAGGUUCGAACACAGCGUUAUGGACAAAGCUUGGGUACAUCUAAACAGAGUUGAUCCUGGAUAUGAGAGAGGGGCUUCAAAGUUUGUCCGGGAUGUGGCUUCAGCAAUGGGAGGGGUUGAUGUUAUUGUAUGUCCGUGUAUUGACUGCCGUAACAUAGUUCGACAUUCAGCAAGUGUGGUACUUGAUCAUCUUGUUACUAGGGUAUGGAGGAGGGUUAUAAGAUGCGGGCUGAUUGGUAUCUACAUGGAGAGUUGAACGCAAAGGUUGCUGAUGAAAGCAAAGGAAGUGAGUGGAACGAUGAGAUCUAUGGGUUGUUCAGAGCUGCUGAGUGUUUUGAUGAAGAGUUAGCUGGUAUGGGGAAUCUAUCUGAUAUGUCAGAGGGAGAGGACAAGAAAGAAGAUGAGUUCUUGGCAAAGCUAGCUGACGCUGAAACACCAUUGUAUCCGAGCUGUUCAAGCCAUAGCAAAUUAUCUUCAAUUGUUUCGUUGUUCAGAUUGAAGACUCAGAAUGGAUGGUCUGACAAGAGCUUCAAUGAUUUGCUAGAGACCUUGCCAGACAUGUUACCUGAAGAAAAUGUCUUGCACACAUCACUCUAUGACGUGAAGAAGUUCUUGAAAUCAUUUGACAUGGGCUACGAGAAGAUCCAUGCUUGUGGCAACGACUGCUGCCUAUUCAGAAAGAGGUUCAAGAAACUCGAUAAGUGUCCUAAAUGCAAGGCUUCAAGGUAAAAGACUAAUGUCCACACGGGUGAGACGAAGAAAGGCGUCCCACAGAAAGUUCUCCGUUACUUCCCUGUAAUACCAAGACUGAAGAGAAUGUUCCGGUCUGAAGAAAUGGCCAAGGAUUUGAGGUGGCACUUUACCAACAAAAGCAGUGAUGGAAAGCUGCGUCAUCCUGUUGAUUCUGUGACAUGGGAUCAUAUGAAUGCCAAAUACCCUACGUUUGCAGAUGAAGCAAGGAACCUGAGGCUGGGACUUUCAACAGAUGGAUUCAAUCCAUUCAACAUGAAGAACUCGAUGUACAGUUGCUGGCCUGUCCUGCUAGUUAACUACAACUUACCUCCAGACCUGUGCAUGAAGAAGGAGAACAUCAUGCUUUCUUUGCUGAUUCCUGGUCCACAUCAGCCUGGUAAUAGCAUAGACGUGUAUUUAGAACCCCUAAUCGACGAUCUUAACACUCUGUGGAGCAUUGGAGAGGUAACAUACGACGCUCUUACUCGAUCAGCUUUUACACUAAAGGCGAUGCUGCUUUGGACAAUCAGCGAUUUACCAGCUUUUGGGAAUCUAGCAGGCUGCAAAGUAAAGGGAAAAAUGGGAUGUCCGUUAUGUGGAAAAAAUACAGAGAGCAUGUGGUUGAAGUUCAGCAGAAAGCAUGUGUAUAUGGGUCAUAGAAAGGGUCUGCCACCAACUCACAGUUUUAGAGGAAAGAAGAAAUGGUUUGAUGGAAAAGUAGAACAAGGGAGAAGGGGAAGAAUACUUACUGGGCGUGAUAUUUCUCAAAAUCUGAGAAAUUUUCACAAUGAUUUUGGAAAUUUUAAACGGUCUGCCAGUAAGAGAAAAAUGAUGCAGGGUUCAACUGAUUUAGGGUCUGAUAUUGAGGGUAUGUCGAGUGAAUCAGAUGAAGAGGAAGAAGUACUAGUAGAUGAGGAUGAGUUAUCUAGAUGGAAGAAGAGGUCAAUAUUCUUCAAGCUACCUUAUUGGGAGGAACUCCCGGUGAGGCACAACUUAGAUGUAAUGCAUGUGGAGAGAAAUGUUGCUGCAAGCUUAGUUUCAACGUUGUUGCACUGUGGGAAAUCUAAGGAUGGUCUUGCCGCUCGUAAGGAUCUGGAGGAGCUUGGUAUUAGGCCGGAUUUGCACCCUAGAGUGCAAGAAAAAAGAACCUAUCUCCCUCCAGCACCGUGGUCUCUGUCCAAGCAAGAAAAGAAGAUAUUUUGCAGGCGUCUAUUUGACUUCAAAGGGCCAGAUGGAUAUUGUUCUAACAUAUCAAGAGGUGUCUCGUUGGAUGACUGUAAAGUCUCUGGUCUGAAAUCACAUGACUACCAUGUUUUGAUGCAACAACUUCUGCCGAUUGCACUUAAAGGGUUGCUGCCAAAAGGACCGAGGCUUGCAAUUUUUAGAUUAUGCUCUUUCUUCAAUCUGUUGUGUCAGAGAGUGAUUGACAUGGAGAAGCUUCUGGUUAUGGAAGCUGAGAUUGUUGAGACUCUUUGCUUGUUUGAAAGAUACUUUCCUCCAAGUUUGUUUGAUAUCAUGCUUCAUUUGACUGUCCAUCUAGGAAGAUAAGCUCGGCUUGGUGGACCAGUCCACUUUAGAUGGAUGUACCCGUUUGAAAGGUACAUGAAAGUCCUCAAAGACUUUGUUAGAAAUCCUGCAAGACCAGAGGGCUGCAUAGCUGAGUGCUACCUUGCUGAGGAAUGUAUCCGGUUUUGCAGUGAGUUCCUGAAGAAAACAACAAAUGUUCAAGAGAAACAGGAUAGAAACACAGAGUAUGAGAACAAUUCUUUCUUAGAGGGUCGUCCAAUAACCACUGCUACUUCAGUAACUCUCACUGAAACGGAAAAGAGGAUUGCUCAUCUUGCUAUCAUCCAAAACAUGGCUCUGGUUGAACCUUAUGUAGAUGAGCAUCUACAAUAUUUACAAGACACAGAUGGAAGGUGUCGGCGAGAUGCAUCAACGUUAUGGAGUAUGCAUACUAAGAAUUUUGCUUCCUGGCUAAAAGAGAAGGUGCCUCUUGAUUCUGCAGAACAUGACGACACACUUAAGUGGAUAGCUUAUGGUCCACGUUGUUCUGCGAGAUCAUAUACAGGAUUCAUUGUUAAUGGGCAGAGGUUUCACACAGUUUCAGUUGAUAGGAAAAGUCAGAAUAGUGGGGUCUAUUAUGAGGCUACAGCAGUGUGUAGAGCUAGUGCAAAAGAUACAUCACAGGUGGUAGAUUCCUACCUGGAGGACUGCUUACAUUCUUUUAUGUCAUGGCCUGCUAGCAAAGUUGUCUUUGACAAUCCACCAGAAGCAACAAGAGAACAAUCUCCUACGGGUAUGAAAGUUACAUCGGUUGGUUAUAAGUCGCCUACUGAUACAAGUGGUAGAAAAGGUGCAAAAUCAGGAGCAACAACAUCAAUUCAUACUGAGGAGUCUCCUGCAAUUGAUCAGUGUCAGCUUAAGCAUGGAUCUCAGACAAUGAAACAGAAUCAGAAGUGCAAAUUGAUGGACAUUGGUGAGAGGAAACAAGUUGUUGCUGAAGGUCGUAUCCAUUCAACAGACCCAACUCAACUGGUCCACUUUGUGCGCUUGGGUCCGAAAGCAGCUAGAGUGUGGGUAGAUGCAGUGCUCGUAGAUGAUGCAGAAGUUUGGAGGAAAUCAGAUGAAAUAGAGAGUUUGAAAGAUGCACACGGUUCAUCAAUUGCAUGGCCAAUUGAUAAAUUGGUCAUAUUUUAAGCUGCUGUAAGUAUUCUGUUUUGUGUGUUUAAACCUGCAUAUGUAAUUGCAUAACUGAUCAGAGUUUUCAUUGUUGCAGCAGCUGAGGGAAUGAAGAACUUAGGUCCAGAUUUAGCUAGUGUUUAAGCUAGGCUAAUGAACUUGAUGUAUGAUAUUAUUGCUUAUGACUUUGGUUUGUGUUUUAGAACUGCAUCAGUAACACUUAUGUGUAAUGACUUAUGUAUGUCAAACUUAUUUUAUGAAA